Penicillium taxi is the source of this 1215-nucleotide messenger RNA. RefSeq lists its product as uncharacterized. Gene Ontology annotation, molecular function: mannose-6-phosphate isomerase activity; zinc ion binding. Gene Ontology annotation, biological process: carbohydrate metabolic process; GDP-mannose biosynthetic process. The record is from RefSeq and is a predicted model, not a curated record. NCBI's taxonomy places the organism in Eukaryota, Fungi, Ascomycota, Eurotiomycetes, Eurotiales, Aspergillaceae. The transcript has 4 exons. Gene Ontology annotation, cellular component: cytosol. Bases 1 to 1215 code for a protein of 404 amino acids.
AUGACAGACGGAAUUUUAAAGUUGACAUGCGAAUGCAAACACGAUCCAUGGGGCAAACAAGGCAAGAGUUCUCUUGCCGGCCGCUUAUGGUCUCAUAUGCCUGACGCCGGAGAAUUGGAUGAAUCAGAGACCUACUCGGAAAUGUGGAUGGGUACAUACCCUACUGUUCCAUCGCGGAUUCAUUCUUCCGGGGAGCUCCUCUCCGAACAUAUCAAGAUUAACCCCGACCUUGUUGGUCAGUCUGUUUACGAUAAAUAUGGGCCCAAUAUCCCUUUUCUCCCAAAGGUGCUCUCCUUCGCCAAAGCGCUUCCACUCCAAAUUCAUCCAGACAAAGGCCUUGCCGAGCAGCUGCAUGCAAAUAACCCCGAUAAAUUUGGAGACGCCAACCACAAGCCCGAGAUUGCUAUCGCUUUGAGUCGCUUUGAGUCAUUCGUUGGAUUCAAACCUCUUCAAGAGAUUGCAGAGCUUAUGCGGCUGGAGCCUUUAGAGCAACUAAUGCCACUGGAGCAUGAUUUUGAUGACGAAGCCUUACGACAGCUCUGCAAGACUCUCCUGAGUUUGCCACCGAAUCUAGUAUCUGAGGUGAUCACAGCACUACAGAAUACACCUCUGUCCGAGUUUGGAGACCAUCCCCAUGUUCCAUCACUUCUCGAUCGACUAAAUAAGCAAUAUUCAGAAUUUGAUAACGGGAACUUAGUCGCCGCUCUUCUAAUGAAUUAUAUGAUUUUGGAGCCUGGAGAAGCUAUCUGUGUGCCAGCCGACAGCAUGCAUGCAUACCUUUCAGGCGACAUUAUAGAGUGCAUGGCGCGAUCCGACAAUGUCCUGAACACAGGCUUCUGCCCCCGUCCUGACCGUGAUGAUGUUGAGUUAUUCGCACAGGCGCUUACUUUCAAACCGCAUAGUCCUAAAGAGUCUCUGCUCCCAUCUAAAAAGAGCAAAGUUGGUCAGAGAGGGAAGACUAUUGAAUAUACGCCUCCAUUCAGCGAGUUCAAUGUCUUGAGCGUGGCUCUUUCUCGUGGAGAAAUUGAGAAACACCGGGCACUUCAAAGUCCCAGUAUCAUUGUUUUUACUGAAGGAUCCGGAAAGAUGACUGUUGGUGAUGGAACCACUCAUGAUAUUGGGGAAGGAGAUGUUUACUUUGCUGCAAGAGACGCUGAAUUAGAGUUAUUGGCUAAUGCGGGAUUGGUAUGCUAUCGAGCAUAUGCUACGUUCUGA